AUGGCCGCCAUCAUUGGAGGAACUGUGGCAGGAGUCGCGCUUCUAGCUCUCCUACUAACCUGUAUCAUAGUGCGAUUAACUCGCACAGGACAAAGAUCAUCUGUGACCCCUUUCAAUCUUUCCUCAACUGCACAGCGCAACAUCGCCGUUCCGAGUCCUCUGAGCGGUAGAGGCACAUUCAUCAUCCACCCUGAACAUUUCGAUUCUUGUACCACACAGAAUUCUAGGGAUGGAUCUCCGUCUACCCCGUCCCGUGUCGAUCCCAUACCAUUUCAGUUAUUCAAUGAUAGUAGCACCUCUCCGUCCACUGUUGCAAGGCGCCGACGGUUCUACGAGCUAGAAAAGCUGCAUCCGUCUUGUGCCCAUUCUCCAGAUGUGAUUGUUCCCGAGAGCCAAGCGAAGAGCUACCAGCUUACCCUCGUUCGAUGGCUUCUUCGAGAAGCAGAAAUGCAGAUCAUGAUCAUGAUGUCCUUCCUAGCUCUCAUCCUUCCUUAUAAACACUAGACACUCUCAUGGACACUUUCGCAAUGCAUUGGUCGUCAGGAUCAUGAACGAUGUAGCAUUAUCUUGUAUCCUUGUCGUCGGACUAGUCUUCCCC
Suillus discolor is the source of this 598-nucleotide messenger RNA. RefSeq lists its product as uncharacterized. Bases 1 to 504 code for a protein of 167 amino acids. Lineage: Eukaryota; Fungi; Basidiomycota; Agaricomycetes; Boletales; Suillaceae. The record is from RefSeq and is a predicted model, not a curated record. The transcript has 2 exons.